GCCCGGGCGGGGUGACGGCAGCCGGCGCCGCGCUGCGGCUGUGCGGCGCGGGGCCCGCGGCUGUGAGGCGAGGGGCGGCGGAGCGAGGGUGCGGGCGGCUGCUGCGGGCGGGGAGGGCUUCCAGCGCCCGGGCUGCACUCGCCGGCCCGCUCGGGCCCUUGGUUCAUCUGUUAAUUGCCGGAGAGGAAGGAGGCGCGGGCUGGAAGCGAGCGGUGGGGGAAAAUCUUCACGUGUAGACACACAGAAGGAAAAUAGAUGUUGCGACAAUUCAGUAGUUAUGGCAAAGGAUAAGAAGAAAGAUGGCAAGAAGGCAGAAAAACCUGUGCAUCCUCCUAUUCCUGCACAAGAUACUGCAGCUGAGAGUAGGGCAACAAAGCCAACAGAAUUGCAAACCGUGGUGAAAGGAGUGGAAGAGACGCAGGCAAUUCCAGUGAUAGCAGAUAAAGAGUCAGAGGGGGUAAAGGAACCUCCGAUCCAAGAUGUUCCUCAAUACUAUGAGGAGGCUGUUCUUACUCAAGUGGUUGUAAAAAGCUAUGAAGGUGAAAAAGUCCAUGGAUUGUAUGAGGGUGAAGGAUUUGCAUAUUUUGAGGGGGGAAAUACAUACAAGGGCAUGUUUUCUGAAGGGCUUAUGCAUGGACAAGGGACUUACACGUGGGCUGAUGGUGUGAAGUACGAGGGAACAUUUGUUAAGAAUGUGCAGAUGUUUAGUGGCUGUUAUACAUGGAAUGAUGGCAGCAUUUAUGAAGGAUCUAUCAAGAAUGGAGUUAGACAUGGAUUUGGAUUUUUCAGGAGUGGUACUCGUCCCGUUUCUUACAUUGGCUAUUGGUGUAAAGGCAAAAGACAUGGAAAGGGUAUUGUUUAUUAUGAUCAGGAACAUACUUCUUGGUAUUCAGGCAACUGGGUAAAUAACAUCAAAGAAGGAUGGGGAAUGAGAUGCUAUAAGUCUGGAAAUAUCUAUGAAGGUCAGUGGGAGAAAAAUGUACGUCAUGGAAAAGGAAGAAUGAGAUGGUUGACAGCUAAUCAAGAGUAUAUGGGACAGUGGGUGUAUGGCGUACAGCAUGGAUGUGGCACCCACAUAUGGUUUUUGAAGAGAAUGCCAGCAUCUCAGUAUCCUUUAAGGAAUGAAUACAUAGGUGAUUUUGUAAAUGGGGAACGACAUGGACGUGGGAAGUUCAUAUAUGCCAGUGGAGCAGUGUACGAUGGUGAAUGGGUUUGUAAUAAGAAGCAAGGCAAGGGCAAGUUUGUCUUCAAGAAUGGUCAUGUUUAUGAAGGAGAGUUCAUAGAUGAUCGUAUAGCACAAUAUCCUAAUUUUCGAGUGGAUGCAAUGAAUACAAAAGAGCUGAAUGCCAUUUGCACGGGAGGUAAUUUUGGCACUGUCAUCAAUGGCUCAGAAAAUACUUCUAUUCUGGGAUCAGAUAUUGAGUUGGACAUAUCUUCAGUGCUUGACUUGUUGCCAAGGGAAGAGAGACAUGAAGAGCUGAAACAAGUAGAAUUUGCAGUGUUGAGGCAGAUUACAGAACUGAGAAGAGUUUACACCUUCUACAGUGGCUUAGGCUGCGAUCAUUCUCUUGACAACGCCUUCCUCAUGACUAAGCUUCAGUUUUGGAGAUUUCUGAAGGACUGCCAGUUUCAUCACUCCACCCUAACUCUUGCUGAAAUGGAUCGGCUAUUGAGUGGUGAUAAAACACCACUUGAGGAGAUACAUUGCCCACAUGGGAGUUUACUGUUCAGAACAUUUUUAUCUUACGUUAUUCGCCUAGCAUUUCAUAUCUAUCAUGAAGAACACAGAGAGAAAGGUUCUUGUCUGCAUAAGUGUUUCUUAGAAAUGAUGUCCAGGAAUGUUAUUCCCGCUGCCUGUCAUAUCCAGGGUACCUUAUUUUCUGAAGAGCGAUGUACAGUUUUUGCCUUGAGCUACAUUGACAAAUGCUGGGAAAUAUACAGAGCUUUUUGUAGACCAAGUACCAAACCUCCAUUUGAACCCACAAUGAAAAUGAGGCACUUCCUUUGGAUGUUGAAUGAUUUUAAACUUCUCAGCAAACAAUUAACUGCUUCAAAACUUGUGGAAAUACUUGUCAAAGACAGUCCCUCUCUACACGAUAGCAACAGUACCAAUCUGGAGCCAGAGUUGGUUUUUCUUGAAUUUGUUGAAGCUCUUCUUGAUUGUGCAUCAGUGUAUGUUACCAGCAACAUGAUUAAGGAGCAAGUAGCUCGUGAUAAUGAGAAAAGAAGUAGCUUUAGAAUUGAGAGUCUGUCAGAGGGAACCACAAAUGUGUCUCCAUACCCAGAAUAUUCUCUGUCCCAGCCACUGAGACCUUGUGAAGACAGAGGGCAUCCUCUUCAAGGAUUUCUACUGGGAGAUACCAAAGAUGUUCCAUCAUUGUUCAACUGGGAUGCAGAAAGAGGACAAGAUUUCUGUCCAGCAACAGAAUUGACAGAUGAACCAAAAAAAGCCAAACCUGAACAAGAUGAGGAAUUUAGCCUGUGGAUGUGUCAGGUGCAGAUCUUUUUUACAACUAAGUUCUUUCCUGCUUACCAGCAUGAAAAAGUGCUAAGGGAAAAAAUAAAAGAAAAUCAAACACAGGAUGCUGAAUUAGCUGAGCUGAGAAAGAUCAAGGAUGAGGAACUGGCGAAACUUAUUGCUGGAAGAGAAGCAGAAAAGGCAAUAAGACAAGAAGCAGCUGCAGCAGAAAAAACAUUUGACUCCAAGAGUGUGGAUUUUAAGGAGUUAGAGGAGCCUGUCACACAGUUAGUACCCCCUCUGAAGGAAGAGGCACCCAUUGUAGCACGCCCAGGUGUUACGAAGGUGCCUGCUGGCAAAAAGAAAAAGAAGAAAGAAAUCUUCUGAUGAGAACUACUGAAGCUCUAGAGGUCAAGUUUAACAUUGCACCAACUACUGUGCAACCCUCUGGAAUGAACUGUGUGUGGAAUGUGUAUCUUCCCAAACAUUCUGCCCUUGAGGGAAUAAGGUGACAGUAAACAAGAGCUACCUUCCAUAGUGUUGUAGAUUUCCUGGCAUUUCAGCACGUAUUGGAGAAUCUCUUCCUGCUAACUGAAGCAAAAAACACACAAAAGAAAAAAACAGCUUAGAGGUAUUUUCUGUUACAUUUUGUGGACUGUCAAAACAAAGCAAACCAUUUGCAGAAAUUACCACUCAUGAAGAUAUAUACUAUUUGUAUAACAUGAAGGAGAUAAAGUGCAAGAGAUGCUUAUAGAACAGGGCGUUCUGAUUUUGCAUUUAUUAAUUUUAAAACUAUUGAGGUUUUUGAUGGGGGAAGAAUAAUUAACUCCAUGCAGUCUUUUGGCACUCCAUGCAGCAUUUAGCCAUUAAGCUGAAGUGAUUCAUAUGCAGUACUGAGCAGUCAUCAGGUAUCAACAUUCAGUAAACUAGCUCCCUAUCACCUUCUCAUAUUCAAAUUAUCAGCACAAUUCAUAUUAUAAGUGUUAGGUGCAAAUACUACUGAGUUUACUAAAGUGCCCCAAAAGCAAUACAUCUCAGAAUUCCUAAACUAACAUUUAAGGGGUGGAGGGUGGAAGUGAGAGAGACUCUUCUUUGGUAUUUCACCCAUUAGCAGUACCAGACAAACAGAAAGAAAAGAAGAAAAACACCCCGCAAACACAAAACCAAGUAACACCCACCACCACCAUACCUCAGGCUCCAUGUGCCUUGGAAACAGAGAUGUCGUGAGAUAUUUGUACAAAAUUCUCAUGUCAUCUUGUUCCAGUCCACUCCUAGAACAUCAGGGAGAAAACAAACCUAAGUGGUUUGUGCUGCAGUUCAGAUCACGUUUUCCAAAACUCAGGCAAAGCACAUACUGAACUAGGGUAGCAACAUUUCAGGGUCUCAGUAGAAUCAAUCCCAGAACAUUAAUUUUUAAUAAAAUGUUAGUUUAUUUGCUAAAUACAAAAGACAUCUAAAUUAGCUGUAAACUAGAAAUAUUAACAAUAUUGAAACAAAAAAAGAUCAAGUUUGCUAUUCUCAAGUCAAUUUUUAAGUAGAACUCUUCACAAGCAUUGCAACUUCCUGGUUCAGAACCAUAUAAAACCCAAUCCUUUGAUUAGCCUUCUCUGCUGAAGUCCUACAGAGGAACCUGCAUACAAGCGCAGAGGCUCUUGCAAUAGAAAUGACAAAGACACUUGCACUAGCUGCUCCCCAGGCCAACUUGGAAGUAAUCAUUUGGUACAGGUUAGAGAUUUUAAAGCCAAAGACCAAUGCAUUUCUCAGUUCUCUCAUUUUCAUGCAACUGUUUCACUGAUUCAGAAGCUUUGCUAUUACGGCAUUAAUUUAUAGGAUGAGAAACCGAAGACACGCAAAAGAAUUAUUGAAGUACCUACCAGAUAAGCUGAUCAUUGUAGAGAAAUGCAGUAUAUUUGACUAUGUUGAGGCUUUCUUCCAUCCUGUUAAUAAACGACUGAAUUUUCAAGUAAGUCAUUUUAUCCAGUGGAAAGAAGCUGAUUCCACAAAACACAUCCAGCAGAUCACAAGACUGUAAAUGCAGUGUCUGCAAGUACUAAGAGAAUAAUGACAGUUGUUUUUUUAGAAUUCAAAAAACUUCCAGUGUGUAGAUUGAAAUGACAAAUUUGAGUCUAAUCCCCAGCAAUCUAGACUAACGAUGAAAAAAACCAAACCC
Molecule: messenger RNA, 4628 nt
Organism: Falco peregrinus (peregrine falcon)
Lineage: Eukaryota; Metazoa; Chordata; Aves; Falconiformes; Falconidae
Product: radial spoke head 10 homolog B2-like
Exons: 21
Coding region: 278-2845 (855 amino acids)
Source: RefSeq, a predicted model, not a curated record